This is a messenger RNA of Callorhinus ursinus (northern fur seal), 8844 nucleotides long. It is a transcript of the gene INSR, whose product is annotated as insulin receptor. The record is from RefSeq and is a predicted model, not a curated record. Gene Ontology annotation, molecular function: phosphatidylinositol 3-kinase binding; insulin receptor substrate binding; ATP binding. NCBI's taxonomy places the organism in Eukaryota, Metazoa, Chordata, Mammalia, Carnivora, Otariidae. Gene Ontology annotation, cellular component: plasma membrane; axon; insulin receptor complex. Gene Ontology annotation, biological process: protein autophosphorylation; cell surface receptor protein tyrosine kinase signaling pathway; positive regulation of phosphatidylinositol 3-kinase/protein kinase B signal transduction.
AUGGGCGCCGGGGCUGGGCGGGGGGCGGCGUCCGCGCCGCUGCUGCUGGCGGUGGCCGCGCUGCUGCUGGGUGCCACGGGCCACCUGUACCCCGGAGAAGUGUGCCCUGGCAUGGAUAUCCGGAACAACCUCACGAGGUUGCAUGAGCUGGCCAACUGCUCGGUCAUUGAAGGACAUUUGCAGAUACUGUUGAUGUUCAAAACGAGGCCCGAGGAUUUCCGAGACCUCAGUUUCCCCAAACUCAUCAUGAUCACUGAUUACUUGCUGCUCUUCCGGGUCUAUGGGCUGGAGAGCCUGAAGGACCUGUUCCCCAACCUCACGGUCAUCCGGGGCUCGCGUCUCUUCUUCAACUAUGCGCUGGUCAUCUUCGAGAUGGUUCACCUGAAGGAGCUUGGCCUCUACAGCUUGAUGAACAUUACCCGGGGCUCCGUCCGCAUUGAGAAGAACAAUGAGCUCUGCUACCUGGCCACCAUUGACUGGUCGCGCAUCCUGGAUUCUGUGGAGGAUAAUUACAUUGUGCUGAACAAAGACGACAACGAGGAGUGUGGGGACAUUUGUCCAGGCACCGCAAAGGGCAAGACCAGCUGCCCCGCCACUGUCAUCAACGGGCAGUUUGUCGAGCGGUGUUGGACACACAGCCACUGCCAGAAAGUUUGUCCCACCAUCUGCAAGUCACACGGCUGUACCGCCGAGGGUCUCUGCUGCCACAGCCAGUGUUUAGGCAAUUGCUCCGAGCCUGACGACCCCACCAAGUGCGUGGCCUGUCGCAACUUCUACCUGGAUGGCAGGUGCGUGGAGACCUGCCCGCCCCCGUACUACCACUUCCAAGACUGGCGCUGCGUGAACUUCAGCUUCUGCCAGGACCUGCACAACAGAUGCAAGAACUCCCGGAGACAGGGCUGCCACCAGUAUGCCAUUCACAAUAGCAAGUGUAUCCCUGAGUGCCCCUCUGGCUACACGAUGAAUUCCAGCAACCUGAUGUGCACUCCAUGCCUGGGCCCCUGUCCCAAGGUCUGCCACAUCCUGGAGGGCGAGAAAACCAUUGACUCGGUGACGUCUGCCCAGGAGCUUCGAGGCUGCACUGUUGUCAACGGAAGCCUCAUCAUCAACAUCCGAGGGGGCAACAACCUGGCAGCUGAGCUGGAGGCCAACCUAGGACUCAUUGAAGAAAUUUCCGGGUAUCUGAAAAUCCGGAGAUCCUACGCUCUUGUGUCACUUUCUUUUUUCCGGAAGUUACGGCUGAUUCGAGGAGAGACCUUGGAAAUCGGGAACUACUCUUUCUACGCCUUGGACAACCAGAACCUAAGGCAGCUCUGGGACUGGAGCAAACACAACCUCACCAUCACUCAGGGGAAACUCUUCUUCCACUACAAUCCCAAACUCUGCUUGUCAGAAAUUCACAAGAUGGAGGAAGUUUCAGGAACCAAGGGGCGCCAGGAGAGGAACGACAUUGCCCUGAAGACCAAUGGGGACCAGGCGUCUUGUGAAAAUGAACUCCUUAAAUUUUCUUACAUUCGGACAUCGUAUGACAAGAUCUUGCUGAAAUGGGAGCCGUACUGGCCCCCUGACUUCCGAGACCUCCUGGGGUUCAUGCUUUUCUACAAAGAGGCCCCUUACCAGAAUGUGACCGAGUUCGACGGGCAGGAUGCGUGUGGUUCCAACAGCUGGACGGUGGUGGACAUCGACCCACCUCUGCGGUCCAACGACCCCAAGUCGCAGAACCACCCAGGGUGGCUGAUGCGGGGUCUCAAGCCCUGGACCCAGUAUGCCAUCUUUGUCAAGACCUUGGUCACCUUUUCUGAUGAACGCCGCACGUAUGGGGCCAAGAGUGAUAUCAUCUAUGUACAGACGGAUGCCACUAACCCUUCCGUCCCCCUGGAUCCAAUCUCCGUUUCUAACUCCUCGUCCCAGAUUAUUCUGAAGUGGAAGCCUCCCUCUGAUCCCAAUGGCAACAUCACACACUACCUGGUUUUCUGGGAGAGGCAGGUGGAAGACAGUGAGCUGUAUGAGCUGGAUUACUGCCUCAAAGGGUUGAAACUGCCGUCCCGGACCUGGUCUCCGCCGUUCGAGGCCGAGGGCUCCCAGAAGCACAACCAGAGUGAAUACGAGGAGUCUGCCGGCGAAUGUUGCUCCUGCCCCAAGACGGACUCUCAGAUCCUCAAGGAGCUGGAGGAGUCCUCUUUUAGGAAGACCUUUGAGGAUUACCUGCACAAUGUGGUGUUCGUCCCCAGGCCAUCGCGGAAACGCCGGGCCCUCGGGGACGUUGCCAAUGUGACGGCAGCCGCGCCCACGGUUCCAGGUUUCCCCAACACCUCGACCAGCGCGCCCACGAGCCCGGAGGAGCACAAGCCCUUCGAGAAAGUGGUGAACAAAGAAUCCCUGGUCAUCUCUGGGCUGCGCCACUUCACUGGCUACCGCAUCGAGCUGCAGGCUUGCAACCAAGACUCCCCCGAAGAGAGGUGCAGCGUGGCGGCCUACGUCAGCGCCAGGACCAUGCCCGAAGCCAAGGCAGAUGACAUUGUUGGCCCCGUGACCCACGAAAUCUUCGAGAACAAUGUCGUUCACUUGAUGUGGCAGGAGCCAAAGGAACCCAACGGUCUGAUCGUGCUGUAUGAAGUGAGUUACCGACGCUAUGGUGAUGAGGAGCUGCACCUCUGUGUCUCCCGCAGACACUUUGCUCUGGAGCGGGGCUGCAGGCUGCGCGGGCUGCCGCCAGGGAAUUACAGUGUGCGAGUCCGGGCCACCUCCCUGGCAGGCAACGGCUCAUGGACAGAAGCUACCUAUUUCUACGUGACAGACUAUUUAGAUGUCCCGUCGAAUAUUGCAAAAAUCAUCAUCGGCCCCCUCAUCUUUGUCUUUCUCUUCAGUGUUGUGAUUGGAAGUAUUUACCUGUUCCUGAGAAAGAGGCAGCCGGAUGGGCCACUGGGACCGCUGUAUGCGUCUUCAAACCCCGAGUACCUCAGUGCCAGUGAUGUCUUUCCAUGUUCUGUGUAUGUGCCGGAUGAGUGGGAGGUGCCUCGGGAGAAGAUCACGCUCCUGCGUGAGCUGGGGCAGGGCUCCUUCGGCAUGGUGUACGAAGGCAACGCCAGGGACAUCGUCAAGGGCGAGGCGGAGACCCGCGUGGCGGUGAAGACAGUCAACGAGUCGGCCAGUCUGCGGGAGAGGAUCGAGUUUCUCAACGAGGCCUCAGUCAUGAAGGGCUUCACCUGUCAUCACGUGGUCCGCCUCCUGGGGGUGGUGUCCAAAGGCCAGCCAACGCUGGUGGUGAUGGAGCUGAUGGCUCACGGUGACCUGAAGAGCUACCUCCGCUCCCUGCGGCCGGAGGCUGAGAAUAACCCCGGCCGCCCUCCCCCUACCCUGCAAGAGAUGAUUCAGAUGGCGGCAGAGAUCGCCGACGGGAUGGCCUACCUGAAUGCCAAGAAGUUUGUGCACCGGGAUCUCGCAGCCCGAAACUGCAUGGUCGCCCACGAUUUCACUGUCAAAAUUGGAGACUUUGGGAUGACCAGAGACAUCUAUGAAACGGAUUACUACCGGAAAGGAGGCAAGGGUCUGCUCCCCGUGCGGUGGAUGGCACCGGAAUCCCUGAAGGACGGGGUCUUUACCACUUCUUCUGACAUGUGGUCCUUCGGCGUGGUCCUUUGGGAAAUCACCAGCUUGGCAGAACAGCCUUACCAAGGUCUGUCUAAUGAACAGGUGUUGAAAUUUGUCAUGGAUGGAGGGUAUCUGGAUCAACCCGACAAUUGUCCAGAGAGAGUCACCGACCUGAUGCGUAUGUGCUGGCAGUUCAAUCCCAAGAUGCGGCCCACCUUCCUAGAGAUCGUCGAACUGCUCAAGGAUGACCUGCACCCCAGCUUUCCAGAAGUUUCCUUCUUCCACAGCGAGGAGAACAAGGCGCCUGAGAGCGAGGAGCUGGAGAUGGAGUUCGAGGACAUGGAGAGUGUCCCCCUGGAUCGGGCCUCACACUCUCAGAGGGAGGAGGCCGGGGGCCGGGAUGGAGGGUCCUCGCUGGGCCUAAAACGGAACUACGAGGAGCACAUCCCCUACACCCACAUGAACGGGGGCAAGAAAAACGGACGGAUUCUGACUCUGCCGAGGUCAAAUCCUUCCUAACAGCGCCUGUUCUGGGGAGGGGUUCCCAUCUUCACUUUCCUCUGGUUUGAAGGCCUCCAGAAAACUCAGGAUUCUGCUAUGAAUCUGCCACAGUGUCAAACGGAGCUCAGAGAUCAUUACUAUCCAUUGAUGUUCAUCUAUGACUUAAAAACACGUGUAUCUGAUUGCCAAUUUGACGAGCUGUCAGAGAAUUGAACUGUGACCCUAGAGGAGAAGGGGUUUCCUCAGCUGCUGUCCUUGUAGGCAACUGCGGUUUUAAGCCAGGAUGUUACUGUUUUGUUUUUUUUUUUUUUCCAGUAGAUUGAGAGCAAGCACCUGUUUUUACAGAUCUUCUUUUUUUUUCUUCCUGGUGUCUGAGCUACAGUAUAAAGCAUAAAACUUGUUUGUGGAACAAAAGUUUGAAAGAAAGAAAAAAACAAAACAAAAACAAAAACACAACCCUGUUCCAGUAGAAUUUCAGGCUUUCCGGAGUGGGCUUCAGGAAGGUUUUUUUUCUCAUCCAGGCUGAAGGAUUUUUUUUUUUCUUCACAAAAUCAGUUCCUCAAAUUGACCAAUAGCUGCUGCUUUUAUACUUUUGAUAAGGAUCUGCAGUCUCAGCGUGUGGCUCACGUGUGUCCGCGUGUGUGUGUGUGUGUGUGUGUGUGUGUGUGUGUGUAUGUCCAGGGUAGACAGGGCUGGUCAGUUUGUGUGUGUGCGUGCGCGCGCAAAGCGUUCGUGCCGAGUUGACGCUUUGGGGGUCGGCUCAUGAAGGUUCUGCUCUUCCUGAGCUCCUGAUCCUUCCAUCUCCUUCCUUCUUAUUUACUGGGAGACUGUGCCCUCCACGGAUUCUUCUGCCCCAAGCCUAGUCUCAGGAGUCUUUUCUCCCUUAACUUUGGUGAAAAAUGUUUUCCAGGAGCCAAGGGAGUAGUUUGGAGUGAUAGUGGAUCUUUUCAAGACCAAACAAAGCUAGGACAGAAAAAAGAUAAAAAGAAGAAGAAGAAGAAAAAAAAAGAACUGAGAUGAUUAAGAGUUUUGAGAAUAUAUUUGUGACAUAUUUAAUUUUUUUAAAACUCUCCAACGUCAGCCUCAUAAGUUAUUAAUUGUUUCCCGGGGUUGGGGGAGGGCUUGUGGGUUGGUCUGCCUGUGUGCAGAGGGGGAGUGAGGCACCAGUCGCUGAUUUGUUUGGUCUUAAAGGCAUCCACUUUUCUGGGAAUAAAGCCACAUUAGCUGCUGACCCUUUUGGACAUGAUGAGGCCACGCUGAGGGUGUGGGCAAUUGGGUUUGGUGGAUGGUUUGGUUUCUGCUUGGGGAAGCUGAUAGCCACCUGGAGCUGAGUCCCACCUUCAGACACACUUGUGGCUCUUGGAUCUGUUGGUUACUUGUGUGUACCUCGCACACUUCCUCAAUUGGGUGUGCACAUACCACAACAGAAUCAGACCCCAAAGGGCGACAGCCCAGAUGGACUUUGAGAACACUAAGCAAUAUGAAGCGAGAUGCACCUGUCGGUCCCUUCCACCCUCAGGGCAUCCAACUGUCCUCAGAGUUGACCUCCCAGAAGCUGCUCUGUGCCCAGUGACCUCAGCUGGGCCAGGUGUGGGGCCUGAGCAGAACUCUCAGGUGCUUAUGAUGUUGCAGUCCCCAAGAAAGUAGAGUCUGGAGGAGAAACCGCUAAGGACCUUCACGCCACCAAGAACUUCUGAAUGGGCGUGAAUCCAGUUUCUUCCCUUUGGGGAAAAAAAUCACAGCUGCUCAAAUAAAGAACAUGGUGAACUCAUUACUUCAGUUCAUCAAAAUCAUCACCCACAGGUUAUCCCUGAGAGCAUUUUCUCAUGAGUUUUUGAUUGCUUCCUUCUCCUCUUAAAAGUUGUGGGCUUAAGAACAGGAUAGAGAUAAUGGCGACCUCUGAACCUUCUCAAUUCUUGGUUAAGAACACAGGUAGACACAAAUCCCAAUUGCCUAUUACUAUCUUAUUUAUAUGAUUUGAGAAAUUACAGCACAUGAAAUAUUUCUGGGGAGCCUCAAUGAUUGGGUACAAGGAACAAGCGUACAGAAAUUAUUUUCACCAAAUUUAUUUUGUACAUAUAAGAGGGUCUGUACGUAAAUUAAGAACACAUAGAUCUAGGUAUUUUGUUCUUUUCAUAGUAAAUUUGUAGUGGCCAUAUACGACACUAGCAACAAUUUUCACAUUUUUCUAAUUCAGAAAGGUUUUCUUAUAUUAGGGGAAAAUUAUUUAUUUUAAUAUAUAAAAAUCACUGUAAAAAUCACUUUCAUAAAAAAUGGAGUGCAUGUAAAUUUUUAUCAAAGAAAAAUAAACAGGUGAAUGUGGGGUAAUGAUUUUUUUUUUUCCAGCACAGUCUACCUCAGUGUAUCAUUAGGAUGUGGUUCAAUAAUGGACAUCUUUGAGACUUCAGAAUUCUGCCUGGAUCCAAUCUGAAUCAGGGAAAAUCUGUAUCAGCUGAUUCCAAAUGCCAGGGACCAGUAAGAAUUUUGAGGGAGGGAGUUGGGAUAAAGUGUGGCUUUCGUGUGAGCAUGGAUCCUUUUUCUGGCUGAUAAUCUUCUCUGAAUUCAAUCCCCCUCCACUUUGUUUUGAUCCUCCAUCCAUUGCCACCAUGCUCCCAGACAUGAACUAAAUUUCAGGCCGUCGUGAUGUAUCUGAUGUGUGGAGUGCCCAGGCCUGAGCUACCUUCUUUUGGUGGGGAGAGGCUACUCCCUCUCCUGCUGGGGGCAAAGAGAGGCUUUAGUGCAAAGCCAGCAUCCCCGCUGUCCCACUGCAGCCCCCUGAAGUGAGCAUCGAGGUGCCUUGGCUCUCCAUGGCCUGUUCCCUACUCCUUUUAAGCCCAGAUGCUUUUUGGGAGUGAAACGAAUUGCACUUGUGGGCACCUCACAUGCAAACACCCGAUGUAGCAUUUCUAUUCUCCAAGUGGAAAGGGGGACUGUUGAAAAAUUCCAAUCCAAAACACACCAGCAUGCUGAGUGUAUUUUUUAGCAACAAAACCUUGGACCCCUGUGUCUGGUUGACCUCAGACCGAUAACUGUUUGAACUUGUGGGGCUUUGAGAACCCAUUUGUAAGUCUGGGAAGGGCCAGCAGGGCUGUUGUCAUACUCACCAAACCUCACUGCCCUUAUACUUUUAGACACUGCCCCUGCGGGCUCAUCUUUCUGUGCUUACCCUGGAGAGGUACAGUGGAGUGCUGGGCCCACCUGCACAAAUGGGGUUUCACCUAUUGACUUCAGUUGUCUCUGCUACUGUGGUAAGAAGAGCAAGCAGCUGUUGGGUCACAAGCCUUUUUCAUCACAUAAAGUUGACUAUAGCAACUUUGGUCCUAGAAAGUCAUGGUUGCCCUGGGGAGGGGGUUUAUAGUGAUGGGCUAUACUGGGGGGCUUGUAGUGAUGGGCUAUAAAAAAAGCAACAAAGCCAGCUUAGGUUGACACUUUUAGUUGUUUGCUUUUAAAGAUGUCUCAUUAUUAUUAAAACCCUUUUCAUUAAUGUGGCCUAAUCCACAUAGUAGUUUCUUCUUCCGGGAGGGGAAUAGCGAGCACAUUACUUUCUCCCAGGACCAGUGAUGUCAAACACACUUCUGGAAAUGUCUGUAUUCUGGGAGCUAUCCUUGGUGCUUUCCUGUUAUUUCAAGCUAGUAGGGAGAGAUGCUGCUGGUUCUCUUGGAGAGAUGUUGAACACAACAGAGAAAGUGUGGGAAUUGCUGCAAGUGUCUGCACAUACAAUCCUGUGACUGUUGGAGACUGCUGCCAAUUGAUGGACAAAUCUUCCAAAAUCUCCCACCAGAGCAGACAAUCUGCCAUAAAAUGUGCUUGUUGGGUUGGGAGGUGUUCAUUUGUAGCUGUCAAAACAGUGGGCAGUGAGCAGCAUUGCCAUCAGAGCAUGGCCCAUGCUAGUCAUCUGGGUAGGUGAUGGAUGUGUUGUAGUCCCAGGGACAGUCAUUUUUCUACUUCAUGGCGACUGGAAGUUUGGUGUUCAAUGUCUUCUGGAUACCACUUGGCGAGUCCUUGACACCUCAGGCUCUUCAGAAAUUAUGGUUUUGUUGGGGGUAGGGAACAGGGAAAUGCUGAUUGUAUAUAAAUGGUGCACAUAGAAUGGUGUCCCUUCAGAAAGCCUUCCAGAAUGUUCUUUAGAAUAUUGAUUUCGAUGGAAAGAACAAAUGCUGAUUUGUUCGUGUGUUUGAAAGAAUGUGAUGGACUUUCAGGGGCUACAACUGAAGGUGAAUGUUUCCUUGGGGGGGUCCCCCAGAAGCAGAGGGAAACAUUGACUUUUUGAGCUCAUGGUCGCCUAUACCAGUCAGGGCCAGAACCAACCUCCAGCUAAAUUCUUAUUUGGAUAUGGGCCCUAAAAGUCCUUGUUAAAAACCAGAUCACGAAUCUGAGGCUCUUGGUCCCCUUGGGAAGGAAGGAACAACUUCCAAGAUGAGUGUGUUUCUAUGCACACAUUCAGGAAUGACUUGUUUAGUCUUUCUACUUUGUGUGCCUGGGGGCGGUCUCGGCCCUGCCUGUCAGCAGCAGAAACUUCCCAUCUGCUUUCAGCAGGCACAGGAUCAAAUGGGCCUCGGCUUAUGUAGAAAACAACUCAGAAACACAAAACCCACCAAAAGCUCAAUUAUUUUUUCAAUGUUUUCCUACAAGAGCCAAGUAGUGCCAUGUACAGAAUAUGCCUUUUUUUUUGAAUAUUGAAAUUGCUCUGCAUGUAAAAUAUGGGAUAAUUACCUGUUUAUAUGAAAAUUCUGAAUAAAUUAUCUGAGAAUA